AUGGUGCGACUCCUUCCCAGUAUAGUGGGUGCAGCAGCUGCAGCUGCUUCUUGCCUGGUCGGCACCACGGAGGCAGCUGCGACCUCACGACAAGCCACGACGACCUACUGCAAGCCAAGUCAGCCUUGCUGGCCAAGCCAAGCUGAUUGGGAUGCAUUCAACCAGAGUAUAGGUGGACGGCUUAUCAAGGUGAGCUGCGCGAAGCAUCGUUGGAGCUGGCCCAACUUGCUGAUCGUACGCAAUUGCUUUCCUCAAAAAGGUAACACCUUGGGCAGAUUCAUGCUUCGCCAAACCCAACGGCUUCAAUGCGCUGCAAUGCACUGCCGUCAAACAAGGUUACACGGAUCAAAAUGCCCGUCAAGAUGUCAUUGGAGUCACGAUGGUCGACAACUGGUCGCAGUGCGGCGACGAUAGCUGCGCGCUAGAUCCUAGGAGCAGCCCCCUUGGCCUGACACUUGCCCCUAAAGGUGGUGGCAGCAAGACCUGCGGCUUGGGGAGAAUCAGCCCUUACGCUGUCAACGUCGACUCUGCAGAGACGGCGAGCAAAGCCAUCCUGUUCGCGAAAGCUCGUCGAAUCAAGCUGACUAUCAAGGUGAGUCAUCUAUGUGGAAGCGGCGAGCCUGUCUUUGCUGUCUAAUCGCGGUCGCCAUCAUUGUGCAGAACACCGGGCAUGACUACCUUGGCCGCAGUUCCGGUCCCGACGGACUGACCAUCUGGACCCACAAUCUCAAGUCGAUCUCGUACGUCGAAAACUUCAAUGGAAAGGGCAAUGCGCUCGUAAUGGGCUCUGGUGUGCAAGCAGAUCAAGCAUACACCUUUGCAAGUCAGAAUGGCAAAGCCAUUGCGCUUGGCGCCGUGGCCACCGUCGGUAUCGCAGGCGGCUUCGCUUUCGGUGGAGGUCAUGGCCCGCUUGCUCCAACACGUGGCAUGGCUGUUGACAACAUCUUGCAAGUGAGUAGCACCAAUUGGAAGGUCUAUACAUCACGCUCACGCAACACCUUCUCCAUCAGGUCACGGUCGUGACUGCUGACGGUACAAUCCGCAGAGCGAACAGCGAGACAAAUUCCGAUCUCUUCUGGGCCAUUCGCGGUGGUGGCGGUGGUUCUUGGGGCGUCAUCACGGAAACCGUCAUGAAGGUGCACCCCGACGGUCCCGUUCAAAAUCUCGAGUACAUCGUCGACUUCAAAGCGGUGCCGGAAGCGAACAGAGAUGCUGCACGCAUCGGCUACAUGGCCAAGCUUGCAGAAGUUCAGGAAAACCUGAUCAAGAAUGGCUGGGUUGGAUAUCAUUUCAUCAACUCGGACACGUUCCUAGGCUCGGUCGGGGUUCCUUCUUCUGAUUACGCAAAAGCCACUCAAGAAGUUGCGCCGCUAGUCGACUACAUCAAAGCCCAGCCAGGCUUCACCUUCAUCCCCGUUGGUCCGCUCACCACGUACCCAACGCUCGACCUCUACCGUCGCAAGCUGGGCCUCAGCUCCCCACGCCUCACACCCGUCGGCUACGCGCAACGGCUCUCUUCGCGUUUGAUUUCCCGAUCCACCUUUGCCACGAAUGUAAGCCGCAAUGCGCUCGCAACGGACCUCAACUCCGCUUUUAAACGUGUGAGCGAAGCCCAGCAAAAGUACGCCGACCAUACCGAUCCCAUUGCACUCUUCAUCUUCGCGACCACUCCGUUGCCUUCAGCUAUGGGAGGUCCCAGGGGCGCGGACACCAGUCUCAAUGCAGCGUGGCGCGACAGCUUCUGGCACGUCGUCAGCGCCGCAAACUGGGUCGAGGGCAUACCAAGACAAGGCAAGGAUGACAUCGCUAAAGCUGUGCAAGAUGCGGCCAACUUUUAUCGAAAGUACGGAUCGGGGGCGUACAUCAACGAGGCCAGCGUCGACGAGGUGGAUUGGCAAGGCGCCUUCUAUGGCGGCGGAGCCAAUUAUAACAAGCUUUUGCAGAUCAAGAAAAAGUAUGACCCCGACAACGCUUUCCUCGUUUGGAAGGGUGUUGGCUGGACGGGCGCAGGGGAUCGCUUCGCGUGCUACAACUUCAAUUAG
Molecule: messenger RNA, 2042 nt
Organism: Ceraceosorus bombacis
Lineage: Eukaryota; Fungi; Basidiomycota; Exobasidiomycetes; Ceraceosorales; Ceraceosoraceae
Source: the annotation of a GenBank genome assembly